This is a messenger RNA of Perca flavescens (yellow perch), 3706 nucleotides long. It is a transcript of the gene pacsin3, whose product is annotated as protein kinase C and casein kinase substrate in neurons 3. Bases 545 to 1870 code for a protein of 441 amino acids. Lineage: Eukaryota; Metazoa; Chordata; Actinopteri; Perciformes; Percidae. Gene Ontology annotation, cellular component: cytoplasm; plasma membrane; endosome. Gene Ontology annotation, molecular function: phospholipid binding; protein binding. Gene Ontology annotation, biological process: cytoskeleton organization; plasma membrane tubulation; regulation of endocytosis. The transcript is spliced from 11 exons. The record is from RefSeq and is a predicted model, not a curated record.
AUAGGAUGAAUGGAUAUUGUGGCGAGCAGCAUCUGAUUACACAGACACGCCAGUAGGCAUCGGAGGGGGGAAGACACUGUUUAUCCACCAGCCGAAACUGUUCCUCAGUCCCCUCCGAAGAAGAAACACUUUUUAUUUUUUUAAAUUUCACUCCGGAACUUUACUUUUUAACCGAGGAGAGAAACCCCGAAGCCACGGUUAUCUAGUGGUACAUUUUUCGGAUCUUCCCACCGUAAAAAUGGCUGAGGGGGGACCGACGGGUGACUGCGGAGUAAACUUGAAAGAUGUCGCAGUUUGUGGAGGUUUGAAAGAGGACUAGCUAAACGUUGUGUUUUUUAACGAGGAAAUCCAUCAGGAGAGGCGGUCAGACCCGGAGAAGAGAGCGGCUGCAGCUCCGAGAGGAUUUUGGUUUGCUCCUCGGAGAGAAACAGGCCCGCGGAGACAAAGACUGUCUUCUGUUUGGACGUCUGUCCAUCUAUAUAUUCAUCUCUGAUAAGUCUUUUCUGUAGCCGCAACCAUUCUGUGCUGUAAGGCCAACCCCAAUAUGUCUUCCAAUGGAGACCUCAGCGACCUGGGGAGCUCGGACAGCUUCUGGGAGCCUGGAAACUACAAAAGGACAGUGAAGCGGAUAGACGAUGGCCACCGGCUGUGUAAUGAAAUAGUCAGUUGCUUCCAGGAGAGGGCAAAGAUAGAGAAGAGUUACUCUCUGCAGCUGAGCGACUGGGCCAAGAGGUGGAGGGGUGUCGUGGAGAAAGGUCCUCAGUAUGGUACGCUGGAGAAAGCGUGGCACGCCUUCAUGCAGGCGGCAGACCGACUCAGUGAGAUGCAUCUGGAGAUGCGGGAACGGCUGGCGGGCGAGGACAGCGAGAAGGUGCGCAUCUGGCAGAAGGAUGCCUUCCACAAGCAGAUGAUCGGAGGCUUCAGGGAGACCAAGGAUGCAGAUGACGGCUUCCGCAAAGCACAGAAACCCUGGGUCCGCAAACUGAAAGAGGUGGAGGUCUGUAAGAAGAGCUACCAUCAGGCCAGGAAGGAGGAGUGGACGGCGUUUACCAGGGAAACGCACGCCAAGGCCGACCCGACCAAGUCGCAGGAGGAAGUCCGCAAAUACACGACCCGGGCGGAGCGCUGCACCGAGGAGGCUGAGAAGGGGAAGGAGCGCUACACGAAGGCCCUGGAGGAGCUGAACCGCUGUAACCCUCGCUACAUGGAGGACAUGGAGCAGGUGUUCGACCUCACCCAGGAGGCCGAGCGCAAGAGGCUACGCUUCUUUAAAGACGUCCUGCAGGACAUCCACACACACCUCGACCUGUCCGUGAAAGAAGGGUUCAAAGGCCUGCACCGAGACCUGGGUCAGACCAUCCAAGCAGCCAAUGACACCGAAGAUCUCAGAUGGUGGAGGAACACCCACGGACCGGGCAUGAGCAUGAACUGGCCACAGUUUGAGGAGUGGUCUCCGGAGGCGAGUCGCUCCAUCAGCAGGAAGGAGCGAGGCGGACAGUCUGAGGACAGCGUGGUCACCCUCACCAACAUCGUCUCCUCGGGUGGAACUGAGGUCCCGCCGAGUCCCAUCACCCUGGACAGCCGGGUGAAAGAUUAUUCGUCGGACUGGUCAGACGAGGAGAUUCCUAAGAAGGGGCUGGCGCAGAACGGCGUGGGGGAGGCGGAGGACGAGGAGGAUCAGGUAGAGGCGGUGCGAGUCAGAGCGCUCUAUGAUUACGUGGGCCAGGAGGCCGAUGAGCUCAGCUUUAAAGCAGGCGAGGAGCUGCUGAAGAUGGGUGAGGAAGAUGAGCAGGGCUGGUGUAAAGGACAGCUGUGCAACGGCAAAGUGGGCCUCUACCCCGCCAACUACGUCCAGGCCGUGGCAUCCUGAUGGCCCGCCCUCUCUGCUGGUCACCCAGCCAACGGUACAACUCCACUCAAGAUGCCAGGACCAAUCAAAAGCUAUUAGUGCUGACAUGUAGACCGUGAACCCAGACCGUUUUUGAACUCGUCACUGAGUUAGAUUUUAUUUAGUUUUUUUUUUUGUUGUUGUUGUUUUGAGCUGCAUUUUUUGGAACUCAGCCAAGUGGGGAAAAGUCCACUGGUUGUGAAAGGCUGUCGACUCAGCAUGAGGUCAACGACAUUGUUGUUUGAAAGAAGCUCUACGGGCGAAGAGAAGUCUGUCGGAGGCCGGCCAACACGAACAGACGCCGUAGAGAAACAUGGAUCCAAGUUCUCUGACGGGACGUUUGAUCAGAAACUCUGGAUUUUUGGUUUUCUGCUCGCUGCCAUCAGUUUCAGUUACUAGUCAGAAAAUCCACAUUUAAUCAAAGAGGACAAAAACCUGGGCGAUGCAGCAGUGAGAGCAACCACGACGGCUGGCUGUGAUUGGCUGAAACAUCUGUCAAUCAAUCACAACUUUUUUUUCUUCUUUUUUUUGGCUUCUUUUUAUUAUAGACAAUUGUUUGACAUUUUGGGAAAUAGGCAUAUUCAUUUUCUUGCAUAGUUGGAUGAGAAGAUGCAUGCAACUCUCAUAUCUCAUAUUAGGGUAAGACUAGCAGCCUCUUAGCUUAGCAUAACGACCGGGAGUUUUACAGACUUUCUUUUGGAGGUAAAAGUCCCAUUGGUUUUGUUUUUUCGCACAGACAACGUUAACGUGAGCUGUUUCCAGUUGUUAUGCUAAGCUAACCUAACCGGCUGUAGCCUUCUAUGAGAUAUGAUAGAGGUUUUGAUCUUCACAUGUAACUCUGGGCAGAGAGAGAGCGAAAGAAAGAAAGAAAUUUGUUUCCCAAAAUGUCAAACUAUUAUUACGAAAGCCUUAGUAUUCUCAUCAUUGAAUAAAAUCAACUUCUUGUGGGGUGAAACAAAUAUUUGAAUAGAUAAUUGGGCACUUUUAUUUCCAGUAGAAGUCAGUGCAGUCUUUGAUCCAGCAUUUAGUGGUUGUUAGAGGAACUGCAGCUGGAUAAAUCGAAAUAUAAUAAUAAUAAAUCUAACAAAAGACUGUCGGUGCCUUAGUCAGCGAGGCCAGAAACGUAGAAACCAGUAGAAUGUCCUGUUACCUUUAAAACCUUUUAACUUCUGAUUGGAUCAUUUAGCUCCACAACGGUAUGCUUCGGUUACUUUGUAGUUUUUAUUUUUUAUUUUAGGUGCAACACUGAAUUAACUUUCUUUCCUUUUAUUGAUUUCUUUUUUUUUUAUGUGAUAGCUGUAUGUUCGUGUUAAGUCAACUGAUUUUGACUAUGGACGGUGUAAACUGCUACCGGUUUCUUUUUUAAGAGUAGCAUUUUUACAGUCGACUUAUGUACUUUCUAAUUUAUUCUUCUCUUUAACUUAGCAAUCAUUCUUCAUGGUUGGGCAGACUCCAGGCGGGGGAGAGUACGGUCGACUGUUUAGAUUUGGGUCAUUUAACCUGCAGAAGGUGGCGUGUUGCUAGUUUUCUGUCGCUGUGCUGUGAUCAUGAAGCAUGCGCACCUCAAACACCUGAAAUAAGUGUCAGCGUUUUAGGUUUUUUGUUUUAAGUUUGCGGUUAGUGUGUGAGGGAGCCUCCUCUGUCUCUGCUGAGCAUCGCUUCAGCUAACCCACGUAUGAAUCUGAAUAAUAAUCUGAGCGAUAAUAGAGAUGAUUAAUACUUCUGUGCUGCUGCUUUUGUUCUUUCCCUUUCUUUCCAGAAUUAUAACAUGUACAGAACAUAAAGUGGGAAGCAACAAUAAAGCACUUUCUGCAGUUG